Messenger RNA from Cuscuta campestris, 1904 nucleotides. The record is from the annotation of a GenBank genome assembly. NCBI's taxonomy places the organism in Eukaryota, Viridiplantae, Streptophyta, Magnoliopsida, Solanales, Convolvulaceae.
CCUAACACAUACUCCGUACUAAAUAUUAACAGGACAUAGAAAAAAAGAAAUUAUUUCAUUAAAAAGUUAUAUCCCCCUUAUAUAUACGCUCUUUUUCCGUCUUCUUUUCGUCUUUUUUAACGCCUAUCUUCGUUACUUCCAAAUCGCACGAAUGAAUGAAGGAUGUCAUUGGCCAAUUUGCCGCCCACCGCCCCGCCAAGACACACACAGUCACACAGAGUUGCCGUUCACCGCCCCACCAUAGGGACAGGGUCACCCUUUUAUAUCUUCCUGGGAUUGCAGAUGUCACUCCUCUUCUCCAACUCCUCUCCGCCAAACCAAGGUAACCACCGUAAUCUUCCGGACUCAAACUUUUUUACCAGAAGUAGUUUCAUGAUGGAGAAAAGAGGGGUUAGCACAAGUCGGUGGGUCAAUUCUUCUAGAAUCCAUGCCGCUGCUUGAUUGAUCGGGGAAGGAGAUUGCUUGAUUGUGACCUCCCAUGUCCAACUUUUGAUUUCAUAAGUAAUUGCAUGGAUUCUGCCAAACUGAAAUUACAUCCUCAGGACUCCUCUUCUCCAACUCCUGAAAUUACAGACUUAUAGACUUUAAGCUAGGUGACUUAAAUACUGCUUGUGCCCCAUGUUAAUCUCUUCAGGUUAUUAUUGAACUUCCUUGGUAUGUUUACAUCUCCCUAAUAUUAUUAACGCCUAAGGGGGUUAAGCUCGAUUUUUUCCCGUCUAAUUUCUAACGCCUCUACUGUUCUCUGUUUCUUUCUCUUCCUAAUUGCCCAGCCUCUUUCCAUCUCUCUCCAAUUCCCCCACGAACGCUGAAUGCUAUUCGCCAUUCUCGCCGCCCACUGCCCCACGAUGAGAGCUUAUUCACCGCCCACCUCUCAUAUUUUCAUUCUCUUUCCGAUACAUCUUUGUCCUUCAAUUUCCCGGUAUUUCGUUGUUUCUUCGUGCCUCUUCAUAUCCCUGCAUAUUUAGGAAUUCAUCAUUAUCAUCUUCUUUAAUUUGAGUUGUUGAUAGUUGAAUUUCACAGAUUUUUAGAAGUAGGUGUUUCAACAUUUGGGAAUCUGCUCAAGCUUUAGGGAAUUCCAAACUUUGGAAGUUUCUAGGAUGAAGUUCUUUUGAAAUCGAGUCAAUUUUUAAUACACCUAUUCUAAUUUCGGAAAGACUUGGUGAAAGAGAGGUGAUCAAAUCCUCCAAAUCCCCACAAACAGAUUGUAUAUAUGUCGUGCAUGUUUGUGAAAAUCAUUUAUCUCAUAGAAAUGAUUUGGAGGAUUUGAAGUCCUUAAAAGGUAAUUUAGAAUGCGCUUGUGCAGUUGUGCCCAUUUGGUGCCCAAAUGAAGGGUAUAAAUAAGCUUUUUGUUGAGCUGUAAUGUAGCUAAAGCUAUUGUUUUUUUACAAAUCCGAGGUUCAUGUUACGUUGUUUGUAAUAUUUAGAUGUAUGAAUUUGUCAGAUAAAAGGGGUUUUUCUUCAACAGAUGUUAUACCCGAGUAAUAUUUAGGACUUUCUACUGCCUAUUUUAAGGGAUUUUAGGAGUAAGAUUUCCAUGUUUGGUCUAUCACAGUAGCACUGAUGAUGGAAAAAAAAGGCAAAUAUAGCUAAGGUAGAUAGUCUUAUUUCUUCCUUUUUUGGCUUCUUAUCGUUGGGAUCUUCGCAUGUAGUAGUGACCUCUACCUGAGUACUUGCGGUUGUUGAUGCCGGGUAGAUGGGCAUUAAAGAUAGCAACCAUAGUCAUAGAAUUGUAAAUGUAAAUUUUAAGAAACAAGCCAAAGGUAAAUCAAGUCCAAACCAUCCCAAAUGGCCUAAAAUUCACUACAAAGGACCAUUGUGCAAACUAUUCAUAAUGACCUCUUUUGCAAACACUUCGAUCUUAGACAAUUCUGCUAUAACAUUGUAGGUUGCACUGCUGAACAGUU